This is a messenger RNA of Colletotrichum karsti, 1527 nucleotides long. Its product is annotated as diphthamide biosynthesis protein 2. Gene Ontology annotation, molecular function: 2-(3-amino-3-carboxypropyl)histidine synthase activity. The transcript has a single exon. Gene Ontology annotation, biological process: protein histidyl modification to diphthamide. The record is from RefSeq and is a predicted model, not a curated record. NCBI's taxonomy places the organism in Eukaryota, Fungi, Ascomycota, Sordariomycetes, Glomerellales, Glomerellaceae. Bases 1 to 1527 code for a protein of 508 amino acids.
AUGACAGACCUCGCAGCGCCGCCCGUUCUUUCGACGCCUGCCGAGCACAUCUUCGAAGACCCGACCCCCGCGGCGCCUCCCCCCUCGACGUCCCAGUCCCGAAGCGAAGAUGACCUCUUCUCAAUCUACGAGAUCGAGCGCACGGCGCGCGAGGUCAAGGAGGCAGGCUGGACGCGAGUAGCCCUUCAGUUUCCAGACGCCAUGCUGCGCGACGCACCAUGGGUGGCUGAGGCCCUGGCAAAGGCCUUGGGGACCCCGGAGUCUCACAAGGUCUACAUCCUCGCCGACACCUCAUACAGCGCCUGCUGCGUCGACGAGAUCGCGGCAGAGCACGUCGACGCCCAGGUCGUGGUGCACUACGGCCGCUCGUGCCUGUCUCCGACCUCGAGGACACCCGUCAUCUACGUCUUUACGCGACACACUCUCGACAUCGAGCAAGCGGUCGUGGCGUUCCAGAAGGAGUUCCCCGACAAGGACACGAAGGUCGUGGUGGUAGCAGACGUGACCUACCAAGACCACGUCCCGCCUCUCUUCACAAAUCUCCAGUCCGCAGGCUACACAAACCUCCUGAGGACCGAAGUCGUUCACAACCCCGCCGGCAUGAUCCCCAAUCGCAAGAUCGUCGGCGCCUCCGAAGACGAGACCCCCGAGGCCGACCUGGCCGAAUACUCCCUCUUCCACGUCGCGAACCCGCCCCCGGCCUUGCUUCUGGCUCUGCAGACGCGCAUGGCCUCCCUCCACGUCCUCUCCACCGAAAACCUCUCCACAGACGAUCCGACAAGGAUAACAAACGCGCUGCUCCGCCGCCGUUUCGCGCGCGUGCUGACGCUGGCGACGGCCGGCGUGGUCGGGAUCUUGGUGAACACGCUCUCCGUGUCCAACUACCUGCCUAGCAUCGAUCUCCUGCGCCGGCGCAUCUCCGAGGCUGGCAAGAAGAGCUACACGAUUGUCGUGGGCAAGUUGAACGCCGCGAAGCUGGCCAACUUCGCCGAGGUGGACGGCUGGGUCGUGGUCGGAUGCUGGGAGAGCGGGUUGGUCGAGGAGGACGCGGGAUUCUUCAAGCCCGUCAUCACGCCCUUCGAGCUCGAGGUCGCUCUGAAGCCCGAGAGCGAGAGGGUCUGGGGCAUCGAGUGGUGGGGGGGCAUCGAGAAACUGGACCACAACGCCGUCAAGCGGGAAGAGGAGGAGCUGUCCGAGGACGAGUCGGCGCCGCCAGAGUACGAUCUGCGCACGGGCAAGCUUGUGAGCAGCCGGCCGAUGCGGAUGCCGGUGCGGUCGGCGAACGAGGCCAAGGCCAACGGGGAGAGCUUGGCGAAGCCAGGGCAGUCGGCGUUGGUGAGGCGGGAAGUGGGCGAGGUGGCCACGAUCAACGGCGUACUAAGUCCCGGCGCCGAGUAUCUACGGUCGCAGAGGACGUGGCAGGGUCUCGGAACCGACUACGACGAAGAGGCCAGUACCCUCGUCGAGGAGGGCCGGAGUGGUGUUGCGCGUGGGUACACGGUCGGUGAGGAUGCCGCCAAGUCGUAG